AUGCAAUCGUUCACUAUCCUCAUCACUACCCUCUUUGCACUUUUUGCCGUUGGCUUCACUGCUGAAUAUCGGUCAGUGUUAAUAGAUUCUAUUGUUGACAAUGAAGUUGCACGUCCACAGUCACGAAACUUUUUUCAACAAGUUCUUAUCAAUCAAAUGGUUAAUGUUCUUCCAGCAAAUAUUCGCAAUGGUAUCGAUGAUGCUGCAGCAAUAUUUGGCAUGGUACGUCAUGAAUUUCUUUUGAGAUGUUUAAAAGAAUUACAAGCUUUUCAAGCUUACUCAAAGAUUGAUUUUAUUACUGCAAUACAAAAAGCAAUUAAAUUUGGAGAUGAAAAAUUAACAAGGGAACAAGAAAAAUCAUUAGAAAGUUUAGAACCACAAGCCAUUGAAUUUGUUAAAUUAUUAUUUUCAAAUCAAUUACAACCAGGAGAAAUGAAUGGACUUUAUGAUUUAUUAGUUAAAAUUGUUCGACAACAAAUCGAUGGUCAAACAUUGGUCGAUGUAUUACCACCAACAAUUAAUGGAAUCUUAUUACAACACAGUUAG
Messenger RNA from Rotaria sordida, 546 nucleotides. The record is from the annotation of a GenBank genome assembly. Lineage: Eukaryota; Metazoa; Rotifera; Eurotatoria; Philodinida; Philodinidae.